AUGGAAGUGCGACAGGUGGUGGGCGAAAACAGCCGCGCAGAGCCUGUUCGCAUCGGCUGCAUCGCUUUUUGCCCAUGGGUUAAUUGCACCAGUGUCAAGGCGGUUCACCUCGUGUCUUCUAUGUCCUUCUGGUGCCUCCUCAGUCCAAUAACCUACCGGAAUCUCGCAACAACCCAGAACUCUUCCCUCGCCUACUGUUUGACAUCAAUGUUUGCCUCGUUGAAGCGCGGACAAGGAGCAUUGCGCCUGCGAGUUCCCGGCGCACCGUCACUACGUCGGCCUUUACUCAGCUCUACGGCAGCUGCUGCAGUUUUGCCCUCGAAAGCCAUUCGUCGUGUCGCGCGCUCGGCAGUAAGGAGCCUGCGGCCGAGCGCAUCAUCGCGCACAAUGACGCGGGAGGCCCUGAUCCUGGGCUUGGAGUCGCUGGAAGCGACUUCGCCUGCAUUUCCGCCCCUAGAGGCGGUCGUAGGUGGCCUGAUGAAGCUACUCAACACGUAUGAGACCAUGGUACAGAACGAAGAUGACAGGAGGAGGCUAUACGAGCGUAUCGAUGCAAUGCAGGAGAACCUGGUCAUCGCCUGGGGCGAUAGAGACUUCAGCACUUGUCCGAUCUCCGAUGCGCAGGUCCGGGCUCUGGAGAGGCUUGAUAUCUCUAUACAGGAUAUCUUGCGCGAAGCCAGUGCGACAACCGGCGUAGGGCGCAGAGACGCCGUGAAGCGCUUCAUACUGGCGCGCAAGCACAAGGCGGACAUUUCGGACCUUCUGAGAAGCCUGUCAGAUGCAGACGACGACUUCCGCAGGUCUGUCGAGCUUGAUACAAGCCGCCGGUUGACCGAUGUGCAGAGCUCGAUAACGCUGUCUUCGGAGUCAUCUUCACAGCAACACGCUGUGUUACGGACCGAGAUUCGUAACUUGCACAUACUUCUCACACGCGUGCUGUGUACUCCUCUUAUCCUGGGCUUGUUCUCCAGAACAAUAUAA
Peniophora sp. CBMAI 1063 is the source of this 981-nucleotide messenger RNA. The record is from the annotation of a GenBank genome assembly. Lineage: Eukaryota; Fungi; Basidiomycota; Agaricomycetes; Russulales; Peniophoraceae.